Molecule: messenger RNA, 969 nt
Organism: Exophiala aquamarina CBS 119918
Lineage: Eukaryota; Fungi; Ascomycota; Eurotiomycetes; Chaetothyriales; Herpotrichiellaceae
Exons: 2
Coding region: 1-969 (322 amino acids)
Source: RefSeq, a predicted model, not a curated record
AUGUCUGCACCUGACCAACCUCUUCCCGCCCAGGCAGGGAAAAGUCGGCUUAUUUCUGCUCACUCUUUUCAACUCCAUGACAGAUCGUGGGUGAAGAGAUGGCGACCAGCCUCAUUCAGCAAGUUUGCCUUGAUAUCAACGAUCAUCGCCAUCUCGCCGUUUCUUGCCGGUGUCGUCGUUACUCACAUCGAAAAUGGAAGGACUGGCGCCAUCCUUAAUACGCCAUUUGGGGACGAUGUUAACGAUGUUAGCAAUGCGCAAACCUUCAUGUAUCAGCAGUUUCCCACGAUCCUGACUGUGGUCUUUGGCAUUUGGAUCUCAGUGCUUGACCUAGAUGUCAAGCGAUUGGAUCCGUGGUCUCGGCUCUCUAGUGGCAGCUCUUCUGCCAUGUUCUCUCUUUAUGAUACAGAUUUCAUCUUGAGCGUUGUCUAUAAAUCCCUCCGUGCUAGCUACAUUUAUCGUCCCCACCGCUCAAAACGCGAUGUUCACAAGUACCACGAAAGUCGUACGAAGAAUUUAACAGUCGGUGCCCCUCAGGCCGUUGUCGAUGCCAGCACUCAAACAAAAACGAUGACCAAUAACUUCCAGGUUGCUGCAUAUUUCAUUGCUUGGCUAGGGCAGAGCCACCCCCUAUUCACGACAAAUUCCUAUACUUUGGCUCCUUUCGAUCACUCGACGGUCCAGAAAUCAGCACAGAUUUCCGUCAUUGUUGCCACAACGAGAUAUUCGGCCGAAGCCAGUUGUUGGAAGCCCGAGGCCGCAGUACAUAAUACCACGAGUAAGAGAAUAUCAUUUGCGGAUGGAAGCGGUUGCCAGACCAAGGAUGCAUUCGACGAUGAUGCUUACUGGAAUGUCCAGAAUUCACAGUAUCUGGCUGUUCAUAUUCCAGUUAUGUCUCCAGGAUUUGCUUUUGAGGAUGGCAACGCCCGCGAAACAAACGCCACCUCGAUGUGUCCAAAUUUUCCUUAA